Molecule: messenger RNA, 1599 nt
Organism: Penicillium cinerascens
Lineage: Eukaryota; Fungi; Ascomycota; Eurotiomycetes; Eurotiales; Aspergillaceae
Product: Cytochrome P450 61
Exons: 4
Coding region: 1-1599 (532 amino acids)
Biological process (GO): sterol metabolic process
Molecular function (GO): monooxygenase activity; heme binding; oxidoreductase activity, acting on paired donors, with incorporation or reduction of molecular oxygen
Source: RefSeq, a predicted model, not a curated record
AUGUCUACUGGGGUCAAUAUCUCUACCUCUUGGCCUGAGCCACCCCAAACGUGGCCUGUUGGCACUUUUCAAUUGCAAACCACUCUUCCAACUUUUCUUGUAGACUGGUCUGCCUGGCAGUAUAUCGUGGCGUUUCUGGCUGGUCUUAUUGUCUAUGAUCAAGUCAUCUACCUCAAACGAAAGGGUUCCAUCGUUGGUCCCUCAUUCAAAAUCCCGCUUACCGGUCCAUUUUUCCAAGCAAUUAAUCCAAAAUUUGAAUCUUACCUUGCACAAUGGGCGAGUGGGCCUCUCAGUUGUGUAUCCAUUUUCCACAAGUUCGUCGUUCUCAUCUCCGAUCGAGAUUUAGCGCAUAAAGUUUUCAAAUCUCCGACUUACGCGGAGCCAUGCAUAGUUCCGAUCGCCAAAAACAUUCUAGGCCAAAAGGCUUGGGUGUUCCUCCAGGGAAAAGCCCAUACCGAGUACAGGAGAGGGCUCACGCCUCUCUUCACCAAUCGAGCUCUGUCCUCUUACCUCCCUGGUCAAGAAAAAGUGUUCACUCGCUAUUUUGACAAGUUUGUUGCGGCCAGCGAAGCAAAUCAGGGACGGCCCAUGGAGUUUAUGACAAUGUUCCGCGAAAUCAACUGCGCAAUUUCCUGCCGUACCUUCUUUGGAGACUACAUAUCUCAGGAUGCCGUCAAGAAGAUCACCGAUAACUUUUAUGUGGCUACCGCAGCCCUCGAACUGGUCAACAUCCCCCUUUCGAUUUACAUUCCGUACACCAAGCCCUGGCUGGGGCAGAGAGCAGCCGAUGCGGUGCAUAUCGAAUUCGCGAAAUGUGCGGCGGCGUGCAAGGACAGAAUGGCCCUGCACUCGACACCCACAUGCAUCGUCGACCAUUGGGUCCUCAACAUGAUGGAGUCUAAUCGAUAUCACGAAAGGGUCGCCAAGGGAGAAAAAGACGUGGAGAAACCGACAAAUUUGAUCAGAGAAUUCUCAAACGAAGAGAUCGGAGAAACACUUUUUACGUUUUUGUUUGCAUCCCAGGAUGCAUCCAGCAGUGCUACCACCUGGCUAUUCCAAGUCAUUGCCCAGCGACCCGAUGUUCUCAGUCAAUUGCGAGAAGAGAACUUGGCGGCGCGCGGAGGUGACAGGAACAAAUCAUGCGAUCUGCCCAUGCUUGAGUCGCUCACCUACACCAACGCGGUCAUCAAAGAGAUCCUUCGCCACAGACCACCAGUCAUCUUUGUGCCUUACCUUGCAACAAAGGACUUCCCGGUCACGCCCAAUUACACCGUUUCCAAGGGGUCUAUGAUCAUUCCGUCCUGCUAUCCAGCUCUACACGAUCCGGAUGCCUACUCCAAUCCCGAUGUCUUUGAUCCAGAUAGGUGGAUCUCCGGAGACGCUGAAUCCAAAACCAAAAAUUGGCUUGUUUUUGGUGCAGGGGCUCAUGACUGCCUCGCAAGGAGGUACGUACCACUAUCGAUGGCUGCUAUGAUAGGCAAAGCGGCACUGGAGCUUGACUGGGAGCAUCAUGCUACGGAGAAGUCGGAGGAAAUUAGAGUCUUUGCGACGCUUUUUCCAAUGGAUGGAUGCCAAUUGGUUUUCAAGAAACGAUCGUAA